Messenger RNA from Nymphalis io (European peacock), 2134 nucleotides. Its product is annotated as gastric triacylglycerol lipase-like. The transcript has a single exon. Gene Ontology annotation, biological process: lipid metabolic process. The record is from RefSeq and is a predicted model, not a curated record. Lineage: Eukaryota; Metazoa; Arthropoda; Insecta; Lepidoptera; Nymphalidae. Bases 29 to 1597 code for a protein of 522 amino acids.
CAUAUGACCCAUUAAUAACUUCAGUCGCAUGAACAGCUCUCGACGAGAGCGGUUCUCAUCAGAAAUGAAGCUUAUACUUAUUGUGUUUGCAUUAAUUGUUUUAAUACAAUACAGUGAGAGUCGGCACACCGGCUGGUUUCCACAAAACCUCGUGGAUGCGUUCACAAAUAGAACAUCAGAAAUAACAAACUACGUUCGUUCAAAGGGACGCAGCCUUAAACAAUUUUACGUCAAAAAUGUUAGAAAUAAAAUAACGUCAUAUCUUGGUUUUAAUAAUCAGACGCAAAUAGAAGAUGAUCAUAAUAACCAGGCGAGGAUAAAGAGGAAAUUCAAAGAGUACGUCGAAGGUGCUCAAGCGAAUGAUGAAAAGAUUUUUGACGCAAUAGCUCCUGAAAAAUUGGAAUAUUCGUGCAAUGAUAACGACCCAAGCAUAUAUAUGACCACCCCACAAUUGAUAGCACUACAUGGUUAUGUGUCGGAGUCACAUACAAUCGUCACUGAAGAUGGUUAUAUACUCACAGUUCACAGAAUACCUCACUCCCGUAACUCUAAAAGCCAGGAGAUUCCUCGCAAAACUGUUCUCCUUCAUCACGGUCUCCUCGGAAGUUCAGCCGAUUGGAUCAUCGCAGGGCCAGAGAAAGGUCUAGCUUAUAUAUUAUCUGAAGCCGGUUACGAUGUGUGGUUAGCGAAUGUUCGAGGAAACACUUACUCCAGGGCGCACGUAACUCUUAACACUGAUACAUUCGCAUUUUGGAACUUCACAUUUCACGAAGUCAGCCAACACGAUUUGCCAGCUGUCAUUGACUAUAUUAUGGCCACAAAAGGAUGGGAUACAAAAAUAAACUAUAUCGGCCAUUCAAUGGGGACAACUAUCUUAUUCGCUUUGCUAUCCACAAAGACACAUUACAAUAAAGUUUUAAGAGCCGGUUUCGCGUUAGCUCCUGUGGCUUUCAUGAGUGAUAUUAAAAGCCCUAUUCGCCUCCUCGCGAAAUACAGCAAUAAUUUGGAAUAUUUGUUGAAACUUCUAGGCGCUAAUCAAUUUUUACCGCAAAACUCGGUACUGAGAUGGUUAUCGAAACACGCGUGCGAAAUAAAUCAUUACGAAGAAGUGAUUUGUGAAAAUUCGUUGUUUGUAUUGUGCGGACACGAUGAACGUCAGUUUAAUAAAAGUUUGCUACCUAUAAUACUAGGACAUGUUCCGGCCGGUGCGUCGACGAAGACGUUAGUUCAUUACGCGCAAGAGAUUCGAAAUGUUGGAAGAUUCCAGCAAUUUGACUAUGGUACCGAUGAAAAUUUGAAGCGGUAUGGGACGCUUUCACCCCCCGAAUAUCCUCUACAUAAAAUCACUCUACCGAUCGCUUUGUUUAGUUCUGAAAACGAUUGGCUGGCAAGUGAUGUUGAUGUGACAAGCUUAUACGUACAGCUCGUAAAUCCCAUAGAACAUUAUAUUGUGCCUUUGAAAGAGUUCAACCAUAUUGAUUUUAUUUGGGCGGUCGAUGCACCGAAAUUGGUUUACGUAAAAUUACUUCAACUGCUAGAGGAAGGAGUUAGCAAAUCUUUUUUUAAUAUAAACCUCAACACAUAUGACGUGCGUUAGAUUAUAAAUAAGCUUAUAGUGUUCUGUUUUGUUGAUUUAAUAAUAAUGUUAUCAUUUAAGUCAAAUUAAAACAAUGCAAAUAUCUUCUUGUAUAUAAUUGUUACAUCUGUGAUGUCUUUAAAUUGUAUAUGAAUAAAAUUUAAUAAUAAAAUAAAAAAAUAAAAUAAAAAAACGAGAUUAUUGAUAUAGAAUAAUUUAAAUUACUAAAAUCAACCUUUCAUUUAUUCCAUAAACAUAACUAUGUUAUAAAAAAUAAUUAUAUACCUACUUUAUUGUAUUGACCAGCAACAACAAUAUUUACAUAAUUAUAGCUCAAUCGAUUGUGUGGAUCUAGUUUUAAAAUUACUAAUGAGUAUAUAUUGUCACAAACUAACAUAUAAUGGUAGAUAUUCUAUGACCCAGAGGUUAGACCGCGAGAAUCUUAACCGAUGAUGUCGGGUUCGAAUACAGGCAUGCAACUGAAUUUUCAUUUGCUUAAUUAUUGUUCAUAAUACAUCUUGAGCUUGAUGGUGAAAUAAAACAUCGUGAUUAUAAAAA